Molecule: messenger RNA, 4073 nt
Organism: Centropristis striata (black sea bass)
Lineage: Eukaryota; Metazoa; Chordata; Actinopteri; Perciformes; Serranidae
Gene: nphs1
Product: NPHS1 adhesion molecule, nephrin
Exons: 30
Coding region: 99-3812 (1237 amino acids)
Biological process (GO): cell-cell adhesion
Cellular component (GO): cell-cell junction
Molecular function (GO): cell adhesion molecule binding
Source: RefSeq, a predicted model, not a curated record
UGUUCAGAGAGCCAUCUGUAGAUCAGGAAGACAAAAAGACGCUCCUGAGCCUUGGCGUCACUCAACAGGAUUGUUGAAGGUCAGGUGUCAGUGGAGAAAUGGACUUCUUGUCAGCAUGGAUUGUGUCUCCUUCGGCUCUACCCUUUCUCUGUCUCAUCUGGGGCGCUCAGGCCCAGCAGGCCUUCAGGUCUGAGCCCAGGAACGUCACCGUGCGGAUGGGAGCCACAGCUGUGUUGAGGUGUGAGGUGCUGCGGGCCUCAGGGACUGUGCAGUGGGUGAAAGAUGGCCUCCUCCUGGGACCACAGAGAAGCCUGCCAGGCUUUCCACGCUACAGCAUGAUUGGAAACCCCAAGAGAGGCCAGUAUCACCUUCAGAUUGAGAAAACCCAACUGGAAGAUGACGCCUCCUAUGAAUGUCAAGCGGGCCGUUCUGAGAGCAGUGGAGCAAUCAUUUCCACUACAGUCUGGGUCAACAUGCUAAUCCCCCCUUCCAAGCCAUACUUUGUGGUGGACGUGGCAACACCUUGGGUAGCAGGAGAGAAAUACGUCAUCACCUGUAUUGCCCCUGAUGCAAAGCCUGUGGCUGAAAUCACACUUUACAAAGAUGGAGUGGAGCUGACAGGAGCAGAGUCCUCCACCAUGUCUGGCUCAGAGGAUAAGCUGCUGAACACGCAUGCUGAAGUAACGGUCACAGCCCUGAGCUCUGACAACGGGAGGCAGCUGGCAUGUCAGGCCAGGAACCCCGCCCUCUUCCGGCCUGUGGAGACCACAAUGACCAUGAGCGUGUACUUCCCACCUCAGCCUCCAGUUAUUGUAGGUCUGGAGAGAGAGGAAGUCAAAGCGGGGAGAAUGCUCGUGUUGGAGUGUGUGUCUCAUAGUGGAAACCCCCUAGCCACUCUCCACUGGACCAAGAAUGGAGAAGUUAUGUCAACGACUUGGGAAGUGGACGUGGCGGUGCAGAAGUCCAGCAGCGCUCUUAUUUUGAAGAUCACCCCCGCAGACAACCAGGCAGUGGUGUGCUGUGAGAGUGUCAAUCUGGUGUCCCUGUCACCUCUGUCUGUCAGCCGCAAAAUCACUGUCCUCUUCGAGCCUGCAGAGGUGACACUGGUGGGUUCGUCCACGGCCGUCGACGGGCAGGACUUGAAUCUGAGCUGCUACGCCACCUCCAGUAAUCCGCCUGUUCAGAUCCGCUGGUGGCUGGGCUACAAAGAGCUCAACACGACUCUGGAAACUAUGGAAGAGGGAGACAAUGGUGGGAUGACAACCAUGUCCAACAUGACCCACAGGGUCUCCCGGGAGGAGGAUGGACUGAAACUCACCUGUGAGGCUUUCAACAAGGGCACACACUUCUCCAAGACCCAGAUCACCACACUCAAUGUCUACUACCCCCCUCAAAAGGUCUGGAUCGAUGCCCCCCCUCAGGAUGUCCCCCUGCGCUCAGGGACCACAGUCCGUCUCACCUGCUUCUCCACCGGAGGGAAUCCCACCGGGACUCUGAUCUGGUUCAAGAAUGGAAAGGCUGUCCCUGACGCCCUGAAGCAGACGUCCUUUGAUCGGGGCGUGGCUCGAGAACUGCUCCUUGUCCUCACGGCGAGUGACAACAUGGCCACCUACCGCUGUGAUGCCACGAAUAAAGCAAAGAAGACCAUCUCUGCCUCCACUAAGCUCUCGGUCCACUUUCCAGCAGUAAGUAUGAGGAUCUCAACCAAACAGAAGGAGCUACGUCGGGGCCAGAUGCUAACUUUGGAGUGCCAGUCGGGGAGUAGUAACCCAAAGGCCAGCAUCUCCUGGAGCCUGGGGGCACUCAGGUUCCAGGGAGUGGAGCAGCCAGCCAGGAGGGCUCAGUUUGGUGGCGUAUCUGUGCAAAGUUCUCUAUCCUUGAAUCUGAGUUCACAGCAUCACAACCGGAGGGUCGUUUGCCAGGCGUACAGUCCCGUGCUAGCAGAGGGAGCUAACACAUUCUACAAACUCAAUGUGAUUUACCCACCAGAGUUCAGCUCGGAGCAGCCAGCGCAGGUCCAGGUGGUGGAGGAUGACAUGGCAACCAUCCCACUGCUGGUCUCAGCGAACCCAGAGGAGGUCUCCUGCAUUUGGCUGCACCGCAGAGAAAAGCUGGUCAAAGAGGGGGAUUUUCGCUACAAACAGUUUGACGAUAAUUCUCUGGAAAUCAAGAACGUGACGAGGAAAGAUGCCGGAGUUUACACGGUCACAUGUUCAAAUGAUGAGGGCUCCAACCAAACCUCCGUCAUGCUGGAUGUUCAGUAUGCUCCUGGCGUCAAGGCGGAGAAGGACCCUGUGUUUGUGAAGCUGGGGGACACAGCAGACCUGAUAUGUGUGGCAGAUGCCAACCCCAUUAUAUCUGGCAUGUUCUCCUGGAAAUGGCUGGGAGAAGGGGAGGUGGAGAUGGGACAGCAAAUCCAGGAAGACGAAUCUGGCCUUCUGACCAUCCAUGAUGUGACUCGGACUCAUGCUGGUGUUUACCAGUGCACGGCCAAUAAUGGCUUAGCACCUCCUGCCACUGUGGAUGUGGAGCUGGUGGUGCAAUUCAAACCAGAGCUGCAGAAAGGAGCCCAGUGGAGGAAGGUGGGGAGCAGAGGGGACGGCACCACCACAGCUGAAGUCGUGUGUCAUGCAGAAGGAAUUCCUCGUGUCGACUUCUCGUGGGAAAAAAAUGGUAUACGCAUGGACUUUGCCAACCCCAGGUAUGAGGAGCGGACUGUGAGGGAGGGCUCCUUCCACACCAGCACCGUCAGAGUUGUAAAUGUGAGCGCGGCUCUGGACUACGCUGUCUUCAGCUGCACCGCUCGAAACUCACUCGGGGAGGACACACUCGACAUCCAACUUGUCAGCACAAAUCAUCCAGAUCCUCCUUCAUCGUUCCGCCAAGUCGCUGUCAGCCACGACUCGCUCACUCUGGAGUGGAUCCCCGGCUUCAACGGUGGUUUGCGGCAAAGAUUUCGUGUAAGAUACCGUUGGGCUCAGUCAGCCAGUUUCCUCUACAUGGACGUCUUUCCUCCCGGAGCAACAACCUUCACUGUCUCCGGCCUUCAGCCCGCCACCACCUACAACCUCUCUGUCAAUGCACUCAAUGCAAUGGGAGAGAGUGGCUACGCUGACAACAAUGCAGUACUGACCAUCACCACCAAGGAGAGGCCAGAGGAAGAGGAAGUCCCAGCAGAUGAUGACUCAGUCUCACAGAGUGCAGGUGGACUGCCGGCCUAUCUGACGGUAGUUUUCACCGUGGUGUUUGGAGUCCUGCUGGUGUUUAAUUCACUGGGUUGCUUCUUUGGAUUGAGGUGGAAAAAGAGGCGAGGCCAGACGGGGGGUAGAGCAGGCAGCGUGCUGGAUGGAAAGAAGAAUGAAGAGGAGGGGUCCAGUCAGUCAGCUGUGAGCAGCUCCAAUAAGUACGAGAGCAGAGAAAAGAUCAACGCGGCGGCCCAGCGAACCCUCCUCAUCGACUCUGGAUCUGAAACAGACAGCAACGUCUACGAGAGCUAUGCAGCGGAAAGUUCCCAUUAUUAUUACCCCACCGGUGACUUCGUGCCGCCCCUCAGUCCCCUGCCUGAGGAAACACUUCGGCGGGAUGUGACCCACCUCCCUGUGGACUCACACAGCCAUCUGUACGAAGACGUAAGAGACGGGGGUCUGUACCGGGACAUCCUGGCUUCCUCUCUUCCUUCCCCUCCGUCCUUGUUUGACCACAGAUUGCCUCAUCAAAGGGACGAGUGGAGAUCACCAACCCAGCCUCAGGCUGCAGAGAGACGGAGAGAUGUUGGACAGCUUCCCUUUGAACUACGAGGAGAAUUAGUUUAGAAGGUCAGAGCAAACAAAUACGCCAUGACGGGGCUCGUACAGUGUUGUAUAGCAGAUAUUCAAUGCUUUUUUAAAAUUCUUUUUUUGAAUGAUAUCUCAGAAGUCUAUUCUGAACCAGCCAAAAGAGAGGAAUGGAGCUGGAAUGCUUGAUGUAAAAUGUCAUAUAAUUGAGUAUUUCACUUAAAAUGUUUCUGUGUAUUAUUAACAUUGAGUGCUUUUCUCAGAGUGAGUUUGUCUAGAACAGCAAUAUAUAUAUAUAUA